This is a messenger RNA of Sporothrix schenckii 1099-18, 324 nucleotides long. RefSeq names its product V-type H+-transporting ATPase subunit H. The transcript is spliced from 3 exons. Gene Ontology annotation, molecular function: proton-transporting ATPase activity, rotational mechanism. The record is from RefSeq and is a predicted model, not a curated record. Lineage: Eukaryota; Fungi; Ascomycota; Sordariomycetes; Ophiostomatales; Ophiostomataceae. Gene Ontology annotation, biological process: vacuolar acidification; proton transmembrane transport. Gene Ontology annotation, cellular component: vacuolar proton-transporting V-type ATPase, V0 domain. The coding region runs from base 1 to 324 and encodes 107 amino acids.
AUGGCGAACGGGUUGGUGCUCUUCCCCUAUCUGACUUAUUCAAUGGAACGCGGGGAGGCAGAAGAGGCGGACGCGAUGGGGACGGAGGCGUCCCGUGGCGAGGCUGGGUGGAGCAUCUUUAUCGGCCUGUUUGUUGUGGCGGCCAUGAGCGUGGGCGCGUGGUUCCUGUCACCCAAGGGUGAGAAUCAAGUCCUCUGGCGCUCGUCGCUCAUCCUGGCGUUCUCGUGCUGCUAUCUAAUGUGGGCGAUUACCUUUUUGGCACAACUGAAUCCCCUGAUCGAGCCGCGACGGUCCGACCUGCGGGCUGCCUUCAUACACGAAUAG